Amoebophrya sp. A25 is the source of this 430-nucleotide messenger RNA. Lineage: Eukaryota; Dinophyceae; Syndiniales; Amoebophryaceae. The record is from the annotation of a GenBank genome assembly.
GUUAGGGUAGUGCUUAUCUACUCGUCCAGGCCACAUCCAUAAAUGCUAACGAACUUCUUCUAUACCCCAUGACUGGGCAUACUACGGCCGCAGAGAAAUCUUCGAAGGUGCUGGUCCUCCGAUAGGAGGAAGUAGAAAAGUAGCACAGUGGGGCAUUUACUCAACAUGGUAAUGGUAAAAAAAUAAUUGUUGCUCGGAUUCUAUGGCUGCUUUCGUUCACCAAGGGAAAAGUGGUAAAAUGGAAGGAAAACGGCAAUGGUAAUUGUAAUGGUGUAGCGGCUGCGUCUGCAGCAACUGCCUCAUGAAAGAAGGAAUUAUAUACAGCAUGAUUACAGAUACAGAAGGAGUUAAACAAUCUGCCGCAAUUAAACAACAUUAUUAUCAUCAUCAUCAUCAGCAAAAGUAUAAGGCAUUUUUCUUCACCAGUACG